Molecule: messenger RNA, 2544 nt
Organism: Cottoperca gobio
Lineage: Eukaryota; Metazoa; Chordata; Actinopteri; Perciformes; Bovichtidae
Gene: snai1a
Product: snail family zinc finger 1a
Biological process (GO): regulation of DNA-templated transcription
Molecular function (GO): DNA-binding transcription factor activity, RNA polymerase II-specific; RNA polymerase II cis-regulatory region sequence-specific DNA binding
Source: RefSeq, a predicted model, not a curated record
UCAACACCAACGGAUUCCCGUGUGUAGACGCUGCGAGGCUCGUGUUUUUGUUGUUGUAAAGUGCAUGAAGGCUUCAUCCUGCGCACUUGAGCGGUGACACGGGAGGUGGGGAGGGCCCUCGGGGCGAGCACACCCCUACCGCCUGUGUCAGAGUAUUUCAGAACAGAGGCCAGUAUUUAGUCAUUCUGCAUGAAAGCUGCACACACACACAUUUCUCCGCUCUAACUUGUGGACUAUAGGAAGAGAUUUCUUUUUCCUGUGGAUCCGAGGACCACGAUUUGAUUUUUCACUCUUGUAGAAACUGUGCGUCGCAACCACGGGAUACUUUUACGCACAGAUCUUAGACGCUCACAAGGACAAUGCCUCGAUCUUUCUUGGUCAAAAAGUACUUCGCGAAACAAAAGCCUAACUACAGUGAACUGGUAUGUCACAAUGACACUUUGCUUGAGAGGUAUCCUCUCGCUGAGCUCUCUUCUGGGGACAACACCUGCUUCACAACAGGUCUGGUGUGGGACCUGAGUGUCCUGCCCACCCUCUAUCUGCCAACCUCCCAAACAGAGCCCUCUGCCACCCCGGGCCCCCUGGACCUCAGCUCCCCUUCCGUCCUCAGCAGCAGUGCCAGCAGCUGUGGAGAGGAGGAUGAAGGUCGCACCUCAGACCCCCCCAGCCCGGAACCCGUACACGCGUAUGCCCCUCGCCAGCGGAUGAAAUGCACCGGUGUCAUGCCUCACAUCAGCCCCCCUGAGGAGGAGGAGGAAGAGGAGCGACAAGCCCCUGUCAUAGCAGCCAGGCCGGCCUUCCUCUGCAAACACUGCCCCAAAGAGUAUACCAGCCUCGGGGCUCUGAAGAUGCACAUCCGCUCACACACCCUGCCCUGUGUGUGCACCACCUGUGGAAAGGCUUUCUCCAGGCCGUGGCUGCUGCGCGGCCACAUCCGCACACACACAGGUGAGCGUCCAUUCUCCUGCCCCCACUGCAACCGGGCUUUUGCAGACCGCUCCAACUUGCGGGCUCACCUGCAGACCCAUGCUGAGGUGAAGAAGUAUCAGUGUGGCGUCUGCUCUCGCACCUUCAGCCGCAUGUCGCUGCUGCAGAAACACAGCUCCUCCGGGUGCUGCUCCUCCACGGUGUGAGACGCCACAGGGAGAGACAAGAGGGUGACCCAGUCAGAGCUCAGGGCUACUGGCCACAGAGAGGGGGUCCACACAAGCCCAGCUGGCCUGUUGACAACCUGCAAGGCCACAAAGAGCAUGAAGUGGCCUUCUUUAAGAGACCUGGAGGGAUUAAGCCUCAUUAUGGAUCUGACUUUACAAGCCAAAACAACUUUUUAAAACAUCUGAGGAGCAGAUUUUUCCUUCCUGUAGACUCAGGUUUUGAGGCCGGACCAAAUCUGAACCGAGCAAAGCCGACACUCACUUGAUAUCAGCCCCUUUGUUGCUAUUGUGCCCAUUCCAAAGACCAAAUAUGUAGUGAACUCAUUGGGGUAAGAGGUGUUCUUUCCUGUCUCCGUCCUGGUGCCGGACAACUCAGGAUCAUAGCCUAGACACAGCUGCUGAGAGGUAGGGGUGCGUGGGUGGAAUAAAUCUCUCAGCGUGCCUCAAAACACACACACACAGUCACACACACACACACACACACACACACGCACACACACACACACACACAGUCUCACACACACACACAGUCUCACACACACACACACACACACACACACACACACACACACACACACACACACACACACACACACACACACACACACACACAGCUGUCCCUGGUACUGUGGUGUAGAUAGACGAGGUGCUAACAGGUGCUACAGCCAUGACCUUCGCCGGCUGAUAGCAGGUGACUUCCACUGCCCUUGGUUUGCUUAAGAAAAAAAGAGGAAGCAUGUCAUCACAAAGGAAUGGCAUCAGUUAAGUCUUUUUCUUCUCCGGUAAGGAUCAUUUUAAGCCUCUAUUUUGUCUACAUCCAAACCUUCUCUUUUAUCUGAUGAUUUUCAGAGAUAGGAUUAAGCCAUGCUGUCUGUUAUUUUCCAAAGAAGCUUCACUUUGCAAGUGGCGCUGCAACGCGGAUGACAAUGCAAGCCAUGCACUCAAGGUUACCACAGUGUUAAUAAUACCAGCCGAAAGCCAUAUCUUGUAACUUAAAUGAAUUUGUGCCUUGAAAUUGUGAUACUUUUGAAACCAAAAAUGUGCCUUUUUUUUACCUCAGUUAGUAUUUGUGGAUUUAAAAUUGAUUGCAGUAUUAGUAGAAAUUAGUGCCAAAACGGUUUAAAAUGCAAGAAGGCUGGGACCAAAGAUUUUCUAAGGUUUACUCCAUGGAAACAUGGUUGACUAAUAUGUCAUCAGAACCCUGUAAAUGGACAGUACAAAGAUGAAUUUUUAACUUUCCUAAACCUUUUUUAUGGCAGUGUUUUUAUAGUGCAAUGUGCAGAUGAUGAUGUUAUUUCAAUUUUGUACCAUGCUUGUGUGUUCACUCUUAUUUCUUGUAUGUUGUAACUGAUGAAUUUUCAUUCAAUAAAGUAAUUUAUGUUUAUUAAAA